This is a messenger RNA of Aspergillus puulaauensis, 1554 nucleotides long. RefSeq names its product putative cyclopropane-fatty-acyl-phospholipid synthase (gene MT2). Lineage: Eukaryota; Fungi; Ascomycota; Eurotiomycetes; Eurotiales; Aspergillaceae. The transcript has 4 exons. Gene Ontology annotation, biological process: cellular response to biotic stimulus. The record is from RefSeq and is a predicted model, not a curated record. The coding region runs from base 1 to 1554 and encodes 517 amino acids.
AUGACGAAUAUCCACCCCGAGUCGCCGGAGGACUUCGAGUUCAUCGAAACUCCUGCCGCCUCCGCUACAACACCCGCGGACGACUGCGGCGUGCGAACUACUUCGUACCCGGCCAUCAAAAAUGCACCCGUCCCAGCGGAUUCUCCUGGCAGUGAUAGCUUCUCCAAUACUCUACUUUUCCUCCUACUCUUCCUGAUCCCAUGGUAUUCCGCUCGCCAGAUCGGUGGAGGUUUCUACACCACCAUCUUCUUCGCAAUCUUCACUACCAUUCCGAUUUUGAUGGCUUUCUGGUCUGUGGCCUCUACCAUCUCCCCACGCAAGAACGAAAAGGCAAAGUAUGCCGGCCGCCCUGUGGAGUACUACUUGAACUUCCACAGCGAGCAUGACCGUGCUACAUACCGCGGAAAGGCCAAGGUCCCGAUGGAGGUCUUCUACGAGAAAUACUUUGCGGGUGAGGUCGACUUCAAGAUGGACGCUCUGGAAGCCCUAGAAUUCAGGCAUGACUGGGCCAAUUUCCGGUUUACAAUGGGUCUCUUCAAGCACUUCCUUUUCGGCUUCAUCCCAGAGUUACUGGUCCACUCUCGUUCUCAGGAUGAGGAACAGGUCCGUGACCACUACGACCGCGGCGAUGACUUCUAUGCUUGGUUCCUAGGCCCUCGCAUGAUCUACACUUCUGGUAUUAUCGGGGACGUGAACAAGGAGGAAACGCUCGAGCAACUUCAGGACAACAAGCUGGCCGUGGUCUGUGAGAAGAUUGGACUCAAGCAGGGUGAUACCGUUCUCGACCUUGGCUGUGGCUGGGGUACCCUGGCCAAGUAUGCCUCCGUCCACUACGGCGCCGAAGUCACUGGUAUCACUCUUGGUCGUAACCAAACCGCUUGGGGUAACAAGGGUCUCCGCAACUCCGGCGUUGAAGAAAACCAGAGCCGUGUCUUAUGCUUGGACUACCGUGAUGCCCCCCGUGUGGAUGGCGGAUACAAAAAGAUUACCUGUCUAGAGAUGGCGGAACACGUCGGUGUGCGCCACUUCACCUCGUUCUUGUCUCAGGUCUACGACAUGUUGGAUGACGACGGCGUUUUCUUCCUGCAGAUUGCUGGCCUCCGCAAAGCCUGGCAAUACGAGGAUCUCAUUUGGGGUCUUUUCAUGAACAAGUACAUCUUCCCCGGCGCCGACGCCAGCACUCCCCUCGGGUUCGUCGUCGACAGACUCGAGGCCGCUGGAUUCGAGAUCAAGGGUAUUGACACCGUCGGUGUCCACUACUCCGCUACCCUCUGGCGCUGGUACCGGAACUGGCUGGGUAACCAUGAGAAGGUCGAGGCUAAGUACGGCAAGAAGUGGUACAGAAUCUGGGAAUACUUCCUUGCCUACUCCACCAUCACAUCCCGCCAGGGCGGUGCUACCUGUUGGCAGAUAACGCUAGUUAAGAACAUCAACUCCACUCACCGUGUUGAAGGCAUCAACGACCAAUAUGGCUUGACCGGCGCCCGGGAAGCUUCCGUCGCCAAUGUUGGCAAUGGCUCAGUGCCUAGCGCCCACAUCACUCUCAAGGCUUAG